CUGAGCAGGGCCAGAGAUCGAACCCGCAUGCUCAUGGAUACUGGUUGGGUUUGUAACCUUCUGAGCCAAAACUAGAACGCCCUCAAAUAUUUAUUGACUGUUGUAUGUCAGAUUCCUUCCUAGGGGUUGGGGCCAUAAUAAAUACUUGCCUCAGUGAUCCAUCACGGGCCUAGAACAGGGACUGGCCGGUAAGAGGUGCUCAGUAAAUAUAUGUUGAACUAAUGAAUGUAAGUGGUGAAAACAGCAGGGAUUUUUGUGGUUUUCUCAGCUCUAACCCCAGCUCCUGGAACAGCACCUGGCACACAGUAGGUGCUCAAUACGCAUAUGUUGAAAAAAAUGACCGUAAACGCGAAGAAGCCUGGGCAGAGGCCUCUGUUUUUCGAGACUCUCUCCUUCGCUCCCAGUCCCGUGCCUGGCACAUAGUAGGUGCUCUGCAAGCACGCGCCUGCGCACGCGAGCGUUUCUCCUUGGGCCUCCCUGACUCCGCCCCUGCCUGGGGGAGGAGCCUGCCGGGUUCUCUCUGUGACGUCACAAAGGCCUCCGCCAUGCCUCCGGCCUUGGCCCUUCUGCUGCUCCUGGGCCUGAGCGCCCGCCGAGGCUGGGGCUGCCUGCAGUGUGACCUCUCGGUGCUGGAGGCCCUGAGCCAGCUGCGUGUCGCUCUCAUCCCCAGCCGCUUCCAAGUACAGCAGCUGCGGGCCCGCGCUCAGGCCCUGCUGCUGGGCAUGGAGGGGCCCUUCUUCCGAGACUACGCGCUGAAUGCCUUUGUGGGGAGAGUGGGGAUAGAACAGCUGGACCUUGUGGCGUCCUUUAUCAAGAAUCAAACAAACAGCUUAAAGGUUAAUUCUCUGAGAGACAGGCCUCUGCUGGAUGAACUGGUGGCUCUUCGGGAGAGGGUGAUCAAGGAACUCAAGAAGGCUUUAAGAUCGUAUGAAUUAAAAGCCUGCGAUCCCAAAAUUUGCCUCUUGCUGAAAGACGAGGUCUUGGAUUGUUUACAUUGCCAGAGGAUUAGUCCCAAAUGCAUCAAAGAAAACUACUGUUUCGUCGACGGGCAGCCCCGCAUGGACCUGCAGUACCAGAAGGAGAGCGGAUCCCUGCGGAAUCGGGCCAUGUUCGGCAGCAUCAUUUCCGUGUGUCUGGCUGUCCUGGCCUUUGGAGUCAUCGUGGCUUCGUGAGUCAUCCUUACCCUCUCCUGAGGUCCCCAAAUGGCCCUGGGCCCCUCAAAAAUGACAUGGCCCUGGAUGGGUCACUGUGUCCUUUGGGAGUCUCCUCCCCAGUCUCUUUAUGCCUCUGUCUCUUUCCCUCCGUCUCUCUCUCUC
Molecule: messenger RNA, 1316 nt
Organism: Sus scrofa (pig)
Lineage: Eukaryota; Metazoa; Chordata; Mammalia; Artiodactyla; Suidae
Gene: IZUMO2
Product: IZUMO family member 2
Source: RefSeq, a predicted model, not a curated record